AUGGCCGACGCAUACGAAAGUCAAGAAGAUCUUGCUGCACUUGAUUCACACUCCCCAACACCAAGACCCAAAAGGCGUUACCGCCGGUGGAGUGACGAGGAUAAGAAGCUCCUAUUAUCUCAAAGAGAUAGAGACUCGACUAUUACUUGGAAAGAAUUUUCAGGGAAAUACUACCCUGGUUGGAAGGGAUCCGAUAUCCAGAAGAAAUAUUCGGAAUUCAGAUUGAAGCUCGGGAUGAACGCCAGCGAGAAUAUGCAAAAGGCAACUCGUCCUGAAACGCCCAAGUCAGCCUCGUUUAGAUUAAAUCAAAGCGACUGUACCAGCUCGGGAGAGGAUAUUCCUUAUUCGGAACGAGCUCGUCCCCAGACUCAUACAAGGCACCAGGCAAAAAGAGCUCGAAUCACUGAUCGCCAAGUAUCACGCGACCCUAGAAGGAGACCUGCCAAACCGUCCGACCAGCAGAUCAAGGCUCCUCAAGUCGAAAAUGGCCCUGCAAAUACUCGUAUGGAGGGCGAAACCCCUCUGCUCUCUACCGGUCCACAUGCUACUGAUGUCUCAAUGACGAAUACGUUGCAAGGAAACCAGGAGAAUUGCCAUACGUGCACAGUACAAGAAUCCAGUUCUCCAAAAGUUUCACAUAAUAUCCAACACCAUUUUGAAGGCAUGGAGAUAUAUUUGUCGCCUGAAACCCAACAAAACAUGAAUCAAGUAAUGACACAAGCUUUAGUCGAGCAACGCGAUAGGCUUUUCAAAGAAAUGUCUCAAAUGAAGCAAAAGUUGACUUCAACAGGUGACCAACUGCGCGUUUAUAAAGAAGAGAAAUGCGACCUGGAGACGGAGAACCUCCGUCUCAAAACCGAAGUUGAGAGCUUGCAGUCAGAAAAGGGGGAGCUGAAGAGGAAAUGUGACGACCUGGAACAGUUUAAAACGAACAUUAUGACAGCUGUCGGUCAGCGAGCAUCACAUCCGUCGCUGCCACCUCAGUCUAAAAUCGCCAAAAUGACUGCUACAAACCCCAAAGGCUUUUUCGAAUCUACAACAAACGCAAUUAUCAUUCCAGAUGCAGAUACCGAUAUUCACAAGGUCAUUUCUCGCUGGUCGGAUGAGCGUCUCAAAAAACCAGCAAUAAUAGUGAUUCCCUCUAGCCAAGAUGAUAUCAUUUCAGCAAUCCAUUAUGCUCGUGAGAACGGCCUCACCCUUCUCGCUGGUUCAGGAGGUCAUAAAGUUGUCCCCAUCGAUGAAAAGACCUUGUACCUUGACAUGCGCAACUUUAAAGGAAUCAAAGUGGAUAAAGAUAACGAGACCGCGGAGAUCGGUGGCGCUGUCACUAAUUCUGAACUAAUGAUGGCACUGUUACAAGAUGGUUAUUAUACUACAUAUGCGAACUCGGGGGCAGUCUCAAUGGCCGGUUUAGUUCUUGGGGGUGGGUUCUGUGGCGCACUGUCCUCAAUCCACGGCCUAGCGAUAGACAAUGUUGUUGUAUUCGAAGGCGUGACUGCCUCGGGCGAGAUUGUUAGGGUCGACAAACUUGCAUCUGAUCCUGACAAGAAAGAGCUCUUCGAAGUCCUUUGUGGCGCAGGAUACGGAUUACUCGUCAUAACAUCUCUUUCAAUGAAGAUCCAUAAGCUAUCUUCUCUCAACCUCGGAGGCGGGGACAAGCUCUGGGUCCGGAAAUACACAUUUCCUGCAGUUCAUAUUGAAAAAGUUGUGGAUUUCUUUGAAACACUGCUUCCCGUAAAGCCGAAGUUGAUGCCAAUCUUGCUUUGUGGUCGCGCACCGCCAACUGCGCCUGUUCCUGGAGCGCCAAUGGUUAUAUUGACCAUCACAUAUUACGGUCCCGAAAGCGAAGGCCGUGAUUUCAUUGACCCUCUUGUCGCAUCAUCGGGAAUUGAAAAGCUAUCUGUUGCUUCAGAAACAACUUUGGCACCAUUCCAUACCAUAUUCGACAUAUCAAAGAUGCUAGAUGCUCACGGGGGUUUCAAGGCGCAGCAUAUCGUUAGAGCAAACUCUUUUUCUGCGUCUUCAAUCAUGUUAGCCUUUGAGCGCUGGAAACGGCUUGGAGAUGACGUCGCCGAUGCUCGGCCGCUUUCUUUGCUUUUGGUCUGGGCAUACAAUCCAGCUGCUACAGUUGGAAACAGUUCGCGCAGCGACAAACGCCCAUUCAUUGGCAGGGAUAGGCCCAUGUUCGGAAAUGUAAUCACGUGGUAUAAUAAGCAUGAGUCGGAAGCGUCUGUGGAAAAAUACGCUGCCGAGGUCACCGAGAUACUUCGUCAGGAUGAUGCGAAGAACGGAUUUUCAGGGGCUACUUUACCGAACAACUUCAGGAACAACUCGCAACUACAACUAGGGUACACGGAUGAAAUGUUGACGCAGAUUAAUAGAGUCCAUGCAAAGUGGAAUCCGGACUCUCUUUUCUACAAUGUUUUGCAGGACCCUGGCGUUUGA
Talaromyces rugulosus is the source of this 2445-nucleotide messenger RNA. RefSeq lists its product as uncharacterized. The record is from RefSeq and is a predicted model, not a curated record. NCBI's taxonomy places the organism in Eukaryota, Fungi, Ascomycota, Eurotiomycetes, Eurotiales, Trichocomaceae. The coding region runs from base 1 to 2445 and encodes 814 amino acids. The transcript has 8 exons. Gene Ontology annotation, molecular function: oxidoreductase activity; FAD binding.